AUGCCGCCGCCGGAAUCCGACCCAGCGGGCGACGGCACCAGCGCAGAAUCGCGCAUAGCUAUCAUUGGCGCCGCAGCGACGGGUAGCGAGCUGCUCGAAAUCGAGCGGUACUCGCACACCAGGGAUCUGCUCCCCACCGGCCAUGCUGUCAUCCUCCCCCCUUUCAGCGUCGGGGGCCACUCCUGGCGGCUCGCGUACUACCCCAACAACGAGAUAAACGAGUUCGCCGACUUCAUAACCAUCUCCAUCUUGCACCUGCAAGAGCUCGGCCCCAGAUCCGCGGCUUCUGCGGUCGUCCGCGCGCGGGUCACGCUCAGCUUGCUCGACCAGGCCGGGGAACCGGUCCCGUCGCGGAUACAAACUACAUGGAUGCAUGAUUUCUCCGAAAUUCCUGGCAUCUCCUUCCAUGAUUUCAUCAACAGGGCCUGGCUGGAGGAAUCUGAUUAUUAUUUGCCAUAUUUACUUCGUUGA
This is a messenger RNA of Panicum virgatum (switchgrass), 471 nucleotides long. RefSeq lists its product as uncharacterized. Bases 1 to 471 code for a protein of 156 amino acids. Gene Ontology annotation, biological process: protein ubiquitination. The record is from RefSeq and is a predicted model, not a curated record. Lineage: Eukaryota; Viridiplantae; Streptophyta; Magnoliopsida; Poales; Poaceae. Gene Ontology annotation, molecular function: protein binding. The transcript has a single exon.